CUGAGUAAAGACGCCGGAGAAGGCAUCAUGGCUGCUUCAGAUGGAAAGAAGCGUGGUUUAGAACAUUUGGACGAAUAUGAACCAAAACCAGCCAAGCACCUCCGAAGCCUUCAUGACCGAAUGGCAGAGAGGAGGCUGGUUGUUAUUCUGGAGGGAGCGUCGCUAGAAACAGUAAAGGUUGGAAAAACGUUUGAGCUGUUAAACUGUGACCAGCACAAAAAUAUGAUCGUCAAAAGUGGCAGAGAUCCGGGACAUAUUAGACCAGAUAUCACACAUCAGUGUCUGCUCAUGCUGAUGGACAGUCCACUGAACAGAGCAGGCCUCUUACAGGUUUACAUCCAUACAGAGAAAAACGCCUUAAUAGAGAUCAACCCACAGACACGCAUCCCGAGAACCUUCACUCGUUUCUGUGGACUGAUGGUGCAGCUGCUGCACAAGCUGAGUGUCAGGGCAGCCGAUGGUCCUCAAAAGCUCCUGAGGAUGAUUAAAAAUCCUGUUUCUGACCACCUGCCUCCCGGCUGCCCUCGCAUCGCCACCUCUUUCUCCUCUGCUGGGGAGGCUGUUGGCCCCCGGACGUUUGUGCCAGACGGACCGGCCGCUGUGGUAAUCGGAGCAUUUGCACAUGGAGCGGUCAACGUGGACUACACAGAGAAGACCGUGUCCAUCAGUAACUACCCCCUCUCUGCGGCACUGACCUGUGCCAAGAUCUGCUCUGCCUUUGAGGAAGUGUGGGGCGUCCUGUGA
Molecule: messenger RNA, 744 nt
Organism: Menidia menidia (Atlantic silverside)
Lineage: Eukaryota; Metazoa; Chordata; Actinopteri; Atheriniformes; Atherinopsidae
Source: the annotation of a GenBank genome assembly